AUGACCGCAGGCCCCAUCGUUCGCAUAAACCCCCAUGAGGUCCACUUCAAUGAUCCAGACUUCAUCGACUCCAUCUUUCCGGGACCUGGAAGGAAGACAAACAAGUACUUCUUUACCGGCAGGCGAACAGGAACUGCGGAGUCCAUCGUCGCAACUAUAGACCAUGAUAUGCACCGAAGACGUCGUAACGCCAUCAGCGGAUUCUUCUCAACGGCAAGUAUUCGCAGACUGGAACCCAUCAUUCAAGAGCACUUGAAAAAGUUACUUGCGCGGAUGCAAGACGCCGGUAAAGCAAGCGAGGUGUUACCUAUGCACUACGUUUUCCGGGCUUUUACUAGCGACCUGAUUACAGAGUAUGCAUUUGGUGACUCAUUUCAUUUUCUGGAGAAGAGCGAUUUCGCUAUGCCGUACAUGUUGUCGACGGACGUGUUUUUCAUCCUCAACCACACUUUCUGCCACUUUCCUUGGGUCGGCACAUUGCUAGCUUUAGCCCCACCAUGGGCCGUCAAGACGUUCAUCCCGUCAUUAACAGAAAUGUGGGACAAACAGAUGAUGUGGAUCGAAAAGGUUGAGGAAAUCAGGAACUCCAAAAACCCUGACAGUGCGAAGAACACGAUUUUUGAGGGAAUACUUAACAGCAAGCUUCCUGACGAGGAGAAGACGAUUCCAAGACUUGCGCAUGAAGCACAGCUUGUCGUGUUUGCUGGCGAAGGUACAACGGCAUACACAUUACAAGCUGCUAUCUACCAACUACUCGCCAAUCCGACCGUCUUCCAUAAGGUCAAAGCCGAGAUCAUUGCCGCUCUUCCUGACCCGGAAGAGGUGCCAUCCUUUGCAAAGGUUGAGAAGCUGCCGUAUUUGAGUGCCAUCAUUCAAGAAACAGUACGCCUUCACCCUGGCGUCGUUUCCAGACUACCUCGAGUCUCGCCCGACGUUCCCAUUGUGUACCAUGACAAGGGCAAAGGGAAGCAAUAUGUUCUUCCUCCAGCCUUUGAGGAUCCCCACGAGUUCCGCCCUCAGCGAUGGAUCGACAACCCCAGACUAGACAAAGGUUUCAUCGGAUUUGCAAGGGGUACUAGAAACUGCAUUGGCAUGAACUUUGCACGUCAAGAAAUGUCAAUGGUGCUUGCUUCAAUCAUCCGCAAAUACGACAUUUACAACGGCCAAGAGGGUCCUUCGCUCGAAUUAUUCGAUACCACGCGGGAAAGAGACAUUGACCUUAACCAAGACUACAUCAUUCCAUUCCCAGCAAAAGGAAGCCAUGGCCUGCGGAUAAAAGUGCGAAAUUGA
This is a messenger RNA of Colletotrichum gloeosporioides, 1290 nucleotides long. Its product is annotated as Cytochrome P450 monooxygenase sdnE. Gene Ontology annotation, molecular function: heme binding; oxidoreductase activity, acting on paired donors, with incorporation or reduction of molecular oxygen; monooxygenase activity. The record is from RefSeq and is a predicted model, not a curated record. NCBI's taxonomy places the organism in Eukaryota, Fungi, Ascomycota, Sordariomycetes, Glomerellales, Glomerellaceae. The transcript is spliced from 5 exons. The coding region runs from base 1 to 1290 and encodes 429 amino acids.